Messenger RNA from Stomoxys calcitrans (stable fly), 1081 nucleotides. RefSeq names its product coactosin-like protein. Gene Ontology annotation, cellular component: cortical actin cytoskeleton; actin filament; site of polarized growth. Gene Ontology annotation, molecular function: actin filament binding. NCBI's taxonomy places the organism in Eukaryota, Metazoa, Arthropoda, Insecta, Diptera, Muscidae. The coding region runs from base 189 to 689 and encodes 166 amino acids. The record is from RefSeq and is a predicted model, not a curated record. Gene Ontology annotation, biological process: regulation of actin filament polymerization. The transcript is spliced from 4 exons.
ACAAGCAAAAAUAAGCCAGCCAAAGAAGACACAAAAGUGAUCAGCGUCCAUACAACGAGCAGGGGGAAAAACCUAAUCUCGCCUUGAAGUGAACUUCAAACUAUACAACACCACAGAUCAGCACAAUAACAGCAACAACAACACUUUAUUCCCUCACAGAGCAAACAGAAAAAACUCUGCAAACCAAGAUGUCAGACGGUAUCGAAGUUGAACAAAUGGUGGAAAUUGUUGAAACUAAACCAAGAAGGAUGCCAAUGGCCACCUCUUUGGAUAAGGAUGCCAUACGUGAAGCAUAUGAAGAUGUGCGUUCAGAUCUCACAGACACAGAAUGGGCCGUUUUCAAAUUCGAUGGUCCCCAAAUAAUCUGCUCCAUUCGUGGCCAAUGCUUUGAAGAGUUCCGCCAGCAAUUCGGUGAUAAUGAGCGUGCUUUCGGCUACAUCCGCAUACAGAUGGGCGAUGAAAUGUCCAAGAGAAAAAAAUUCAUUUUCCUCACUUGGAUUGGUCAAGAUGUGGGUGUCAUACAAAGAGCUAAAAUGUCAACGGACAAGGCCAUCAUCAAAGAUGUCUUAAAUAAUUUCGCUGUGGAGUUGCAGGCGGGCGUUGACAAUGAAUUGGACAUUGAACUCUUCCGUGAUGCUUUAAAUCGUGCUGGUGGUGCUAAUUACGGAACUGGUGUCCGUAAUUUUUAAGGAACAACCAAAACCCACAAAACCAACAAAAAACAAACCCCAGCAACUGAAACAAAAAACUCUCAUGCAACAUGAAGAACGAUCGUUGCCAUCCCACACAAUCGAUGUAAGGCCGCCAGGAUGACCACCUCAUCCUCCAGCUACACCUCCUACUCCUCUAUGUCGAUUGUUUGCAAAGUGCACUUGUACUUUUUUUCUCUCCUCCUCCUCCUUCUCUUCGAUUUGAAUGCAAGCAGAAGAAGAUUUAAGACGUUUUUAUUAUUUUUUUUUUUAUAUAAGAGCAAACAAAAUGUUGCAAUAAAAGUCCUGAUUAGCUUCUAAGUGUAUUUAAGGCAUUACAUUUUUAACUCUGACAUGAUUAGACGAUAAUGAUGGCGAUGAUGAUGAUGAUC